GUUACAGAGGCACAUAAUGGGCUCAUGGACUGAACCCCACAAUUCAUUUAGCUAAGCAAGUUACAAUCUUGAUGAGCUAGUUACAAAAUUCAAUAUAAGUCGUCACAUCAACACAUGUGCCCGGCGCCACAUUUAUACGUGGCGCCACCAGCACCAGCUGACCACCACAGACAACAAGUGUGGAGCCACAACACCAAGGAUCAGCUGACGCCAUCAACACCCGCGGUGCUGUGGCAAGUCUCCCUCUAACACCCUGCUCUCUUGUGUCGCCGCUCCUCUCUCUACACCACAACGUAACAAGCACUGUUGACACUCUUAUCAUCCUCGACAUAACCGCCUCUCCCAACACCUGUACUGGUGCAGUCAUCGGGAUAAACCCUUCACGCGGACUACACCUACUAUCAAGAUCAUACCACAUACCAACAACAAUAACUCUCUUCACCUUCACCCUCGCCCUGAGUCCUCCAACCUUCUGGCACCAACAAAGAUGGCUGGUGCCAGGAAGCCUGCCACUUAACAUAAAGAGACCUCAGUAAGCUUAACUACUGAUCAUCCACAGGAUACAGCCCACUCCAGUUGCCUAACUCAUGGACUAUAAGAAGAAUGAGCAACGUGUGGCUCUUUAAAUCAGAAGAUAAAAAUGACACGCAAUAUACUGACAAACUUUCUCGGUCUGGGUUCUCUCCUUUUCAUAUCCCUGCCCUUUGCUUCAAAUUCUGCAACCAAGAAUCUCUGAAGAGCUCACUGCAGAGUCCCCAAGACCAUAGUGGCAUUAUCUUUACAAGUCAGAGAGCAGUAGAAGCAGUUGCUGAGAUAUAUAUAAAGUUGCCCCUUAGUUGCCAUGCUGGGUGGAUUGAGAAAAAGAUAUUUGUUGUCGGAGAUGCUACUGGAAGAGCUGUUCAAAGUUUAUUGAAGCUUACAUGUAUAGGACAUGAAUCGGGAAAUGCACAACAACUCGUUCCAAUCAUAAUUAAGGAGACAGUAGCAUUUGACAAACCUCUCUUAUACCCUUGUGGCAGUUUAGCGAAGGAUGAAUUGCCAAGGCUGCUUGUUAAUAAUGAUCGAGAUUUUAAAGCUCUUGUGGUGUAUGAAACAUCACAGCACCCACAACUGAAGUACACUAUACAGAAACUGAUCUCUGGUGGUCAGAGGCCUACACACAUGGUGUUUUUCAGUCCAUCUGGUGUCAAUUUUGCUUUGCCUGUUCUUCAGUCUUUGAGUGUUGAUAUAACAGGAGUCAAAAUGAUUGCAAUUGGCCCAACAACAAAUAUUGCUCUGGUUCAACACAAAAUUCCGGUGUUAGGAGUGUGUCCGUCUCCAACUGCAGACAGUCUUGUGCAUCUUCUAAAUUGUCCACCCUGAAUAUAGUAUAAAAUGUAUGGUUGACAAAAUAAAGAUACAGCACCUAG
Molecule: messenger RNA, 1409 nt
Organism: Procambarus clarkii (red swamp crayfish)
Lineage: Eukaryota; Metazoa; Arthropoda; Malacostraca; Decapoda; Cambaridae
Product: uroporphyrinogen-III synthase
Biological process (GO): uroporphyrinogen III biosynthetic process
Cellular component (GO): cytosol
Molecular function (GO): uroporphyrinogen-III synthase activity
Source: RefSeq, a predicted model, not a curated record